AUGAAACCACAGUGGCUUUUAUUUAAAGAGAAGGAAGCAGCCAAAACUGGUAUUUUAGACCUAAGUAAAGAAUUCAUUACAGAUUUAAAGCUCAUAAGGCCAUCAAAAACAAUUAAAGUUUUAAAUUUAAGUUAUUCAACAAUAGAAAGCUUAGAAGGCUUACGAAAAUUACCAAACAUCGAAAAAUUUAUCGCAAACAAUGCUGCAAUUUCUUCAUUAAAAGGUUUUGAAGCAAUUUCAAAUAUUCGGUCAAUUGAAUUGCGCGAUACUCCAUUAUCUAAAGAAAAAUACUACAAGCUAUCAAUUGUUUUUGCAUUUAUGAAUAUAAGAACGAUAGAUAAUAAAAAGAUUCCAGAUUCUCUUUAUAAAAAGGCCGAAACAUAUCCUGAAGAGUGCAUUGACUUGCUAAAUCUCGGCUGGAAAUUGGAGUACCCAUGUCCUACCCAUGAACAGCUCGAAUCUCUACGUGAUCAAACAGAAAUCAUUAACAGUCCCGUUAAAACAACAAAACCGAAACAAAAUGACGAAAAUGACUCUGAUGAUUUUACAGCGUUAGUUAAAAACGUUUUAAACAGACAUGAUAAAGUUGUUGAAAAAAUUGACACAAAAUUACAGAAAUUAUUUGAUUCUUCGCCUGAUUUGAAUGAAGAAACAGAAAGUGUAGUUUCUGUACAGGAAUCAGAGCAAUUACAAGAAUCCCAAGUCAAAGAUCAAGAAAUUAUUUCAUCUUUUGCUGAAUCUUCAAUUUCAAACUACCAGGCCAAGCCACUCAAAGAGCAGAUCGUAGAAUUACUCCAAGAAUUCGGUUACAAUCCUCUUUCAUUAAAAUCAAAAGAUUUACUUGAACAAAUAAGACAAAUUUUAGCUUUAUCAACAGAAAACCAAUCCAAUCAUGAUACAGAGCUUGAAAUCAAUGAAGAAGAGGAAGAAAUCAAAGAAAUUGAAGUUUCAUCUCCAAAACAACAAAAUAUUCCUGUUCCAGUAGCCGAAGAAGACCUUCUCCAACCAGAAGAAGAGGAAGAAACAACUCAACUUGAGCGAGAAACAACUUCUCCUAAAUUUGAAGAUUCUAUUGAGGAAGAAACACCAGAAAACGCAGAAUUCAAAGAAGAUCAAAACGAAGAAUUCGAAAACGAGAACGUAACUUACGUAUUUGGCGAUGAAGAAGAAGAUGGUUAUUUAGAGCAUCCAAACUUUGAAGAAGAAGACUUUGACAUCGAUGCAAAUCUCGAGCAGCUUAAUUCCAAGAUUUCUGAGGUAAAUAGCAUCAUCGCAGCCCUUACAGAAGAAGAAAUUAAUGAAGAUGAAUCCGAAAACGAAUCAGAUGGCCAAAACAAGGACCGGUAA
Messenger RNA from Trichomonas vaginalis G3, 1347 nucleotides. RefSeq names its product U2 small nuclear ribonucleoprotein A' family. Gene Ontology annotation, biological process: mRNA splicing, via spliceosome. Lineage: Eukaryota; Parabasalia; Trichomonadida; Trichomonadidae. The transcript has a single exon. Gene Ontology annotation, molecular function: U2 snRNA binding; protein binding. Bases 1 to 1347 code for a protein of 448 amino acids. The record is from RefSeq and is a predicted model, not a curated record.